AUUGAUUUAAUCGAAAAAAUUUUCAUUAGUGUUUGGAUUUUACGAAAGAGGAUACAAAAAUGGCUGCUAUUCUCUCACAAGUUUUUCGCCGUCAAAUUGCUAUUAGCUUAAACAGAUCCCAAGCUGGAACUGCUGCCUCUGCUGGUGAACAUUCUGGUGGUUAUAAAGUAUGGAAGCGUCUUUCAUUCUUCGUGGCAGUGCCUGCUGUAGGUCUUUGCAUGUUGAACGCCUACUUGAAGCAUCAGGAAGAGCAUGACCAUCCUCGUGCGGAAUUUAUCAAAUACGAUUAUUUGCGUCGUCGGGAAAAGCGAUUCCCAUGGGGCGAAGGCAACAAAAGCUUAUUCCAUAAUCCACACGUCAACCCACUGCCCGAUGGUUAUGAACACUAAUUUAAAAGCAAAAUUGUAAAAUUGGGGAGGGCCACAUAGUAAGUCUUGAAUGGACCAGUUCAAUUUGUCGCUUUUACUUGAUAUCAUUUCAUGAAAAUUUAUAAUUUAUAGACAAUGAUUUCGAUUGACAAAUAAAUGUAAUGCGAUCGGUA
Molecule: messenger RNA, 541 nt
Organism: Anastrepha ludens (Mexican fruit fly)
Lineage: Eukaryota; Metazoa; Arthropoda; Insecta; Diptera; Tephritidae
Gene: levy
Product: cytochrome c oxidase subunit 6A1, mitochondrial
Exons: 2
Coding region: 60-389 (109 amino acids)
Biological process (GO): mitochondrial electron transport, cytochrome c to oxygen
Cellular component (GO): mitochondrial inner membrane
Molecular function (GO): enzyme regulator activity
Source: RefSeq, a predicted model, not a curated record